AUUAAGAGAAAGGGAAGAUUUUUGGUGUGAAGUUAGGUUGUGAUUUGUGUGAUGAAGAGAGGGAAAGAUGAUGAGAAGAUAUUGGAACCAAUGUUUCCUCGGCUUCAUGUGAAUGAUGCAGAUAAAGGAGGACCUAGAGCUCCUCCUAGAAACAAGAUGGCUCUUUAUGAGCAGCUUAGUAUUCCUUCUCAGAGGUUUGGUGAUCAUGGAACUUUGCGUAGUAACAACACAAGCACUUUGGUUCAUCCUGGACCAUCUAAUCAGCCUUGUGGUGUGGAAAGAAACUUAUCUGCUCAACAUCUUGAUUCUUCAGCUGCAAACCAAGCAACUGAGAAGUUUGUCUCCCAAAUGUCCUUCAUGGAAAAUGUGAGAUCUGUGGCACAGCACGAUCAGAGGAAAAUGGUAAGAGAGGAAGAAGAUUUCGCAGUUCCAGUAUAUGUUAACUCAAGAAUAUCUCAGAGUCAUGGCAGAACCAAGAGUGGUGUUGAGAAGGAAAAACAUACCCCAUUGGUGGAACCUAGCUCUCGUAACUCCAUUCAAUUUCAAGAAGUGAAUCGCACAGGCUCAAAGCAAAACGUUCGUUCAAAACAUGAGGUUAGGGAUCAGGUCAAGGCUAAGGCAAAGUCAGGUGGCUUUGUAAUCUCUUUAGAUUUAUCAGUCUCAGAGGAAAUUGAUCUCGAAAAAUCAGCAUCGAGUUAUGACAGAGUAAAUGAUUGUAAUGCUUCCUUGAGACAAGAGUCUAGAAAUCGGUUAUACCGAGAUGGUGGCGAAACUCGUUUGAAGGACACUGAUAAUGGAGCUGAAUCUCACUUGGAAACGGAAAGUCAUUCAGAAGAUGGUCAUGGCAGUCCUGAAGACAUUGAUACUGGUCGUGAAUACAGCAGAAGCAGAGGAUGCGCCUCUCUGCAGCAGAUAAAUGAAGAGGCAAGUGAUGACGUUUCUGAUGAUUCGAUGGUGGAUUCUAUAUCCAGCAUGGAUGUCUCUCCCGACGACGUUGUGGGAAUAUUAGGUCAAAAACGUUUCUGGAGAGCAAGGAAAGCUAUUGCCAAUCAACAAAGAGUAUUUGCGGUUCAACUAUUUGAGUUGCACAGACUAAUUAAGGUUCAAAAACUUAUUGCUGCAUCACCGGAUCUCUUGCUCGAUGAGAUCAAUUUUCUUGGAAAAGUUUCUGCUAAAAGCUAUCCAGUGAAGAAGCUCCUACCAUCAGAAUUUCUGGUAAAGCCUCCUCUACCACAUGUUGUUGUCAAACAAAGGGGCGACUCGGAGAGGACUGACCAACAUAAAAUGGAAAGCUCAGCCGAGAAUGUAGUUGGGCGGUUGUCAAACCAAGGUCAUCAUCAACAAUCGAACUACAUGCCUUUUGCGAACAACCCACCCGCUUCACCAGCUGCAAAUGGAUAUUGCUAUCCUCCUCAGCCUCCUCCUUCAGGAAAUCAGCAAUGGUUGAUCCCUGUAAUGUCUCCUUCAGAAGGGCUGAUAUACAAGCCUCACACAGGUAUGGGACACACGGGGCAUUAUGGAGGGUAUUAUGGUCAUUAUAUGCCUACACCGAUGGUAAUGCCUCAAUAUCACCCCGGCAUGGGAUUCCCACCUCCUGGUAAUGGCUACUUCCCUCCAUAUGGAAUAAUGCCCACCAUGAUGAACCCUUAUUGUUCGGGCCAACUGCAACAGCAACAGCAACAGCAGCAGCAACAACAACAACAACAACAACAACAACAACAACAACAACAGCAAUCCAAUGAGCAAAUGAACCAGUUUGGGCAUCCCGGAAAUCUGCAGAAUACCCAACAACAGAGCUCUGUAGAUGAAGCUGCUGCACAGCAACAUCAACAGCCAACAAAGUCUUAUCCACGGGCUAGAAAGAGCAGGCAAGGGAGCACGGGAAGCAGUCCAAGUGGCCCACAGGGAAUCUGUAGUAGCAAGUCAUUUCGGCCAUUCUUAGCCGUUGAUGAGGAUAGCAACAUCAACAACGCACCUGAGCAAAUGAUGACAACAACCACAACGACGACAAGAACAACUGUUACUCAGACAACAAGAGAUGGGGGAGGAGUGACGAGAGUGAUAAAGGUGGUACCUCACAAUGCGAAGCUCGCGAGUGAGAAUGCUGCCAGGAUUUUUCAGUCAAUACAAGAAGAGCGUAAACGCUAUGACUCCUUCUCUAAGCCUUAAUCCUCUCUGUCCGUAUUGUACUCAAUAUGUAUUUUACAAAAGUAGAAAAUUUGUGAUAGAUGUUAUCCUCAAUAUAUGUACCAUGUAAAC
This is a messenger RNA of Arabidopsis arenosa, 2259 nucleotides long. Lineage: Eukaryota; Viridiplantae; Streptophyta; Magnoliopsida; Brassicales; Brassicaceae. The record is from the annotation of a GenBank genome assembly.